Messenger RNA from Solanum pennellii, 1602 nucleotides. RefSeq lists its product as uncharacterized. The record is from RefSeq and is a predicted model, not a curated record. NCBI's taxonomy places the organism in Eukaryota, Viridiplantae, Streptophyta, Magnoliopsida, Solanales, Solanaceae. The transcript is spliced from 2 exons. Bases 199 to 1503 code for a protein of 434 amino acids.
AUGUAACAAAAUACACUUCACUUGAAUACACUUCUUCUUCUUCUUCUCUGCAAAAUCCCUGUAAUUCAAACUCCCAUCUAUGGAGUUAUCAUGGUAUCAGAGCUAUUGAUCGUAGCUAGCUUCUGCUAAAAUCAAUUUCAGAUGCUUAGAUUCACCAACAGAUCCAGGUGAUUUUCGAAAAAGAACAACAUUCAAAGUAUGGCAGUUAAUAGUUCUAGUGAAAGAGAAACAGCUGGUAAUGGUGGAGCUGGUAGUGGUACUACAAGCACAACUUCAUUUCCAGCAAUUGAUCAUAAUCAUCCACUCUAUCUUCAACACACUGAUACUGCAGGUAGCUCUUUAAUUUCCUUACAACUCACUGGUUCUGAAAACUAUGCCUUAUGGAGUAGAUCCUUCAGAAUUGGGCUGAUAGGUAGAAGCAAAUUAGGAUUUGUUGAUGGAAGAUUUCCUAAAUCUAGAUUCGAACCUGAAUUACAUGAUCUGUGGGAGAAAUGUAAUGCAGUAGUACUAAGCUGGAUAAUGAAUGCUGUCAGACCUGGUUUGAUUAGUUCUGUUGUAUAUGCAUCAGAUGCAAGGAAAGUAUGGAUGGAUUUGAAGGAACGAUUUGAUACUGUUAAUGGAUCUAGGAUUUUUCACUUACAUAGAGAGAUUCACACUCUGAUUCAAGGCACUUUGUCUAUUGCUGACUAUCAUUCUAGAUUGAGGGAUCUUUGGGAUGAGUAUGACUCUCUAAUGCCAUGUCCUAGUUGUCCUUGUCCAGAGUCUAAGAAGUUUGGAGAGCAUUGUGAAUAUCAAAGAUUGUUGCAGUUUCUGAUGGGAUUAAAUGAGUCCUAUUCUCAACCUAGAAGUCAGAUUCUAAUGAUGAGUCCUAUUCCUACACUUAAUAAAGCUUAUGCACUCUUAGUUGAUCAGGAAAUUCAAAGAAAUCUAAGUGUAGGUUCUAGCUCAUCUGGUGUAAUCGAAGGAACAACAUUAUAUUCUAACAGAAAUGGAGCAAGUACAUCUAGAAGUUCUACAGGCAGUUUGUAUUCAGGUUCUACAAGCAACUCUUAUUCAGACAAUGCUACACAUGGAUAUAGUUCUCAAAGUGGAGGUUACAGUGGUGGUGCAAGUUCUUCAUCUUUUGGCAACAAGAGUAGGAAGUUUCUCUUGCAGUGUGAACAUUGUGGUUGCAGAGGUCACACCAAGGAUCAGUGCUACAAAAUUGUUGGUUACCCUGCUGAUUUUAAGUCUAAAAGGAAACCUCUUAAGCCUGGAGUGUAUGCAAACCAAGCUGAACAUGUAUAUUCAAAUGAUUCUGAAGUUAGAGGAAAUACUACUCAAAGUGCAGGAGUUACAAAUGCAAAUUCACAAUCAGGAGCCUUCUUCACUCCAGAUCAGUAUAAGCAAAUUUUGCAGAUGUUAACUACUCAUGGUCAUGAUUCUACAGCUCAGUCUUCAGUCAAUGUAGCUGCUGUUAAUGAUGCAGGACCUCUCCACUGGUCAGGUGAAGGGGAUUGGUAAAGAAGAAAAUGGACUCUACAUACUGCAGGAAGGACCAAGUCAUUCUAUUCCAAAGGAGCUGGUCAAUAGUAAUAGAGGUCUUGAUCAGUCCAAGUUCAA